AUGGAUACAAAAUCACCUGAAAUGCUUGUUUUCGAUGAAGACGGAGAUACACUGAUCAUCCUUCCAUACAUCACAUCAGCCACGGAGGCAGCCGACGACCAAAAAUCAAAUAGCAAUGCGGAAAAGAAUGGAGAGAAACAGCCAGCAGACGGCAUACUCAAGACUGUGCGCAUGAAGGUGUCCAAGAAACAUCUAGUGCUUGCCUCCCGCCGUGCGCAAAAACUCUUCCUCGGCCCUUGGAAGGAAACAGAGUCACGAGGCACAGACGGUUUAUAUCAUUGGUUAUUUGAACCAUUUUUUACUCCUGAAGCCUUUGAAAUCGUACUGAACAUCAUACACGGGCAUACAAAAGGGGUUUCUGAUCAAAUUGGACUUGCAACCCUUGCAGAUAUUGCUGCAGUGGUUGAUGACCUGCAAUGCGAAGACGCUGUUUGGUUCAUUGUCAAAUCAUAG
Molecule: messenger RNA, 453 nt
Organism: Clonostachys rhizophaga
Lineage: Eukaryota; Fungi; Ascomycota; Sordariomycetes; Hypocreales; Bionectriaceae
Source: the annotation of a GenBank genome assembly